Molecule: messenger RNA, 708 nt
Organism: Hydatigera taeniaeformis
Lineage: Eukaryota; Metazoa; Platyhelminthes; Cestoda; Cyclophyllidea; Taeniidae
Source: the annotation of a GenBank genome assembly
AUGACUGACGAGUUGCUCAACUGUUUUACUCAAAUCCCAUUAUUGGAAUCAUUCCAGUUUACACCUGCGUUAAUUGAAGCUGCUUUGUCCGAUCCAUCAUGCUCAUCAGUUGGCACCGUAUUGGUCUUAUACACUGGUGGAACUAUCGGAAUGCGGUCUCAUGGGGGCGUCUACGAACCAGAACCUGAUUUCUUAGUAAAGAAAGUGAUGUCGAUGUCAAUGUUCCAGGAUAAAUCGUUUGUGGAGAGGAAUCAAAUUCACGUAACUUACUACAAAUCGAAACGUGCUGAGUAUGUGGAUGGUUCUUCGGAAAGGAAUCAGGAAAGCGAAUCUCCAUGGCCAUUAAUUUGCUUGCCUCCAACAACCGAAAAUCGUCGUAUUUUCUUUACGAUUGCAGAGUACAAAGAUCUUCUUGACUCUUCCAACUGCACAAUUGACAAUUGGAUCCAGAUCGCCAAGCAUAUUGAGUUCUUUUAUGACAGGUUUGAUGGAUUCAUUGUUCUUCAUGGAACGGAUACCCUGGCUUAUGGGGCCUCGUUCCUUUCAUUUAUUCUCGAAGGGCUUCGUAAACCUGUGAUUGUGACUGGUUCGCAAAUUCCCAUUGGUGAACUCAGAAGUGACGGGAGAGAGAAUUUUUUGGGAUCUCUGUUGAUCGCUGGUGGAGGACAGAUGGUUCCUGAGGUUGCCGUUUUCUUUAACAAUAAGGUU